This is a messenger RNA of Mytilus trossulus (common blue mussel), 957 nucleotides long. RefSeq lists its product as uncharacterized. The transcript has 2 exons. The record is from RefSeq and is a predicted model, not a curated record. Bases 281 to 694 code for a protein of 137 amino acids. NCBI's taxonomy places the organism in Eukaryota, Metazoa, Mollusca, Bivalvia, Mytilida, Mytilidae.
UCGAAGUAUUGGAAAAUAAGGUGUAGGUGUCUGACAGUAAGUCCAGACACUCUAUAUAAUCAUAUGAAGUUGACUAAACUGAAGUCAUUGUGUUCUGUUGUACUUGAGAAAAGUGUGUCGAAAAGUUAAAAUCUACAUUCAACAUAUAGGAAUAUGAAUUUAAAAAUGGAGAGAACACAAAAUUAAAAUUUUAACGUUAAAGAGCAUCAAAGCGACAAAGGUAACAACAAAAAGGUUUUACUGUCUUACAGCAUCGUUGCUUAAAAAAGGUAUAAACUAAAUGGAGUUAACAACACUAGGAUGUUUACUUACUAUCACACAUUGUGCACUCACUCUAGCCUUGCCACUUGACUAUCGUCGGAUAGAAAAUAUACCGAUCGGCAAGUUCGCAGAUAUUAUAGAAAAUAUUAGAAACAUAGAAUCAAAACAGGCGUCCAAACCAUCAGACAUAUCGCACCGGAAAAUUGAGGAUGAAAGUACAUAUUUUGGUCUGUUUUUGCCACUUGACGAUUCAAUAAAUCAGAAGUCAUCGUUGCCUGACCUAGAACGUGUAGAAAAAAGACAAGGAGACUGGGAUCUUGACUAUGGACUCGGAGGCGGCAGAUGGGGAAAGAGGUCAUAUGUUUUAGGAUCCAGUAAUAUGAGAGUCGUUCGUGAUGUGGAUCAUGUGGACCCAAUGAAUCCAGAGGAUUAAACUACAUGUUGGCAAUUUUAGAAAAAAAUAUAUUCAACAUUACAUUGAAGGAUUUUACAAGUUACUAUAAUUCUUGAACGUUUAUUGGAAUUUACAGAAUAUGCAAUAUUUAGAUGAACAAUUUUAUCUGUAAAUGUAUAUUUUUGACAUAUAGCUAAAUAUUUUCUUAGCAGAUAUUUGUGCUUUUUAUUCCAGAGAUUGAUAGCAGCAGUAUUUUCAUGUCAAAGACUUCUAUUCUAUACUGCAUAAAAUUGGAUAUUUUU